AUGAAGAUCGACGAGUGGGAAAAGAGCAGUAGGGUUUUUGGAGGUACAGUUGUUGCAGAGGCAACAUGUGAAGCAGAUUCCGAUGCGGAUAGCAUUGGCGAUGAGAUAGAUGGAGAUGUGAAGAGAGGUGGAGUCUGCAAUUUUAUUUUUAAUGGACUUUCGUAUCUUUUCAUUUGGGUGAAUUCUCAAUUUCAACCAAAAAAGACUCGAAGAUGGAAUUCGUCCUUGCAAAGGCUGCUGUUGGAAAAGUUUGUGAGAUGGCCAUCCAACAAGUGGAUAAUGAGGUUUAAAGAAAUCAAUUGUGCUUUAAAUGAAGCCAAUGAAGAGAGCACUGGACAAAAGGAGUCUCUGAAAAACUGGCUUCUCAGAGUUCGGGACAUUGCCUGGGAGGCAGAGGACAUACUUCAAGAAUGCGCUGUGGAUUCUUUGUAUGCCACUAAUACUCAGUUUUCUGCUUUGCUUCCUCGCCUAAAAAUGGGUAGAAGAAUUCAAAAGCUCAAAGCCCGGUUGAGCUCUGUUGUUCAAGAUGGAAACCAACUGAAUAUAGUUCGUGCUGCUGUGGCUCACAAAGAAGAAGAAGCAGAAGAAUCAUCAAUUAGAUCCCAAGGACAACGGUUUAUGAGAUCAAGUCUCCUGCCUAGCGAUUCGAAACCAGUGGGGAUAGAGUCCAAGAUGGAAAGCAUGGUGAAUUUGUUGGUAAACCCCCAUAUUCCAAUUAUUGCAGUGGCUGGAAUGGGGGGCAUAGGAAAGACCUAUCUUCUUCAGAAUCUCUACGACGCCAUAAAGGGAAGGUAUGAGAUAUCUGCAUGGAUUUCUGUUUCUCAAUUCUAUUCUCUUUCCCAGUUGCAGCGUGAUUUAGCUUUUCAAUUAGAUGAAGAGUUGAGUAAGAAAAUUAGCGUGGGUGGAGUGAGUGAAGGGCCAGCAGCACAGUCGAUUCAUGGGAUUUUGCUAGGGAAAAGAUAUCUUAUUGUGUUAGAUGAUGUCUGGAGGGCUACUAGAGAGGGUGACUUGCUAACCAAACUUGGCAUACCAACUAGAGAUAUUGGGGAAUCCAAAAUUCUGUUUACCACAAGAAGCAGAGAGGUCUGCGAAAAUCUCAAUGCUCCUGUUUAUCAGAUGGAAUGUUUGACAGAUGAAGAGAGUUGGAGUUUGUUUUGUGCUUAUGCGUUUCCUGGAUCUAAGGGAAACAGGGCACAACAGCACCUGGAAAAGGUCACGCAUAACAUUGUGAAGGAAUGUGGAAAUUUGCCACUUGCAAUCAAAACUACAGCAGCAUCUCUGAGCAGCACUACACAGCCAAGGGACUGGCAAUCCAAGUUCAGUAAGGUGAAAAACGUAGGGACUUCCAAAGACGACCUCAUGGAUAUUCUCAAAUUGAGUUACUACUCCCUGCCUGCACAUCUAAAGGCUUGUUUUGCUUAUCUUUCCUUCUUUCCUGAGGAUGAGAUAAUAGAGUGUGAGUAUCUCAUAUAUCUAUGGAAGGGAGAAGGAUUCAUUCCGGCAGGAGAGGACCCCUGGGAUUGUAUGAAUCGGCUUGCCAAUCUCUGUCUGGUUGAAGUAUGGGAAGACACAUAUCUGAAGAAAUAUUGUAAAAUCCACAAUUUAUUGCUUGAUUUGGUCAUACUUGUAUCCAGAGAAAAUAAGUGUGCUUUCAGUGUUGAAGAAGCCUUCAACAAAUUGCAAUCUGUGAAUACAGAUGGUAGUCGCUGGUGUCGCCUAUUUUUGGCGAAGAAAGAUAUUGAUAAGCAUGCCAUCUCAGAGAGGCGUCCUGUUUCUCCCACACUUGUCCGCACACUAUCACUCUCAUAA
Molecule: messenger RNA, 1809 nt
Organism: Cryptomeria japonica (Japanese cedar)
Lineage: Eukaryota; Viridiplantae; Streptophyta; Pinopsida; Cupressales; Cupressaceae
Product: disease resistance RPP13-like protein 4
Exons: 3
Coding region: 1-1809 (602 amino acids)
Biological process (GO): defense response to other organism
Molecular function (GO): ADP binding
Source: RefSeq, a predicted model, not a curated record